AUGACUACCAUAGCAACUCAUAAGGACCGUAAUUUUAUAGCAAUCAUAGGUGAUGAGGACUCAGUAACCGGACUUUUAUUAGCUGGUGUCGGUCAUGUUGAUGGUGCUAGCAAAAACUUUCUCGUUGUUGAUUCUAAAACAGCUUUAUCAAAGAUAGAAGAGACAUUUCUCGAAUUUACUAAAAGAAAAGACAUUGCCAUCAUUUUAAUAAAUCAACAUAUUGCCGAACACAUUCGUCAAUUGGUAGAUGAUUAUGAUCAGGCUUUUCCAACAAUUCUUGAAAUACCAUCUAAAGAUCAUCCAUACGAUCCGGAGAAAGAUAGCGUUUUAAAAAGAGUACAACGCCUUUUUGGAGAAUAA
Messenger RNA from Scutellospora calospora, 360 nucleotides. The record is from the annotation of a GenBank genome assembly. Lineage: Eukaryota; Fungi; Glomeromycota; Glomeromycetes; Diversisporales; Gigasporaceae.